This is a messenger RNA of Rotaria sordida, 6789 nucleotides long. The record is from the annotation of a GenBank genome assembly. Lineage: Eukaryota; Metazoa; Rotifera; Eurotatoria; Philodinida; Philodinidae.
AUGAUGGUUUCACAUAAUGUUAAUUCCUCGACUACAGUUGCUGAUGAUGUUAAUUCAUCAACAACAGCUGUUGGUGAUGUUAAUUCAAAUCAAGUGUUGGUGCAAAGAUCUGCCAGUGGUCACAAGGAUCAAGAUGGAGAAGAAGUGUAUAACAAUUCAGCACUUAUCAAUAACAAUCAUCAUACGGAAUCAAAUACCGAUGUUCAAGACCAAAAGUGCUCACGGUACGAUUCAUUGAUUGAAAAGAAUAAGACCUCUGAUGGAACACCUGCGACUCAUAACAGAUCAAUCGUGCGUCGUGAAGAAUCAUCAAGUGACUUUCAAACAAAUGCUACACCAGUUAACAUGCUCAAUCGCUCAUCUUUAACAGGAUCCACUUUGAAUCGACAAUCUUCAUUACCACAACAGCCUCAAUCCAAAAGUGAUAAACAGUCGGAUGAAUCACGUGUUGGACGUUCAGCGAUACUUUCAUCAAAACACCAUCAGCAAUCAUUGCAUUCAUGUUCAUCGAAUGAUAAUAAUUAUACACUGUAUAAUUCCGAUCAUUUAUCUCAAAGUCCUACAACUUUAAGACAUUCAAUUGAAAAAAGCAAUACAAAGUUAGAAAAAUUAAAAAGAUCAAUCGGUUCUUCAAAUUCAUUAUCAGCACUUCCCUAUGGUUCUUCAACAGAGAGCAGAACAAAUGCAGGUGACCAGAAAUAUCAAGAAGGCGAUGAAAUAAUUGAAAGUAAAACUAUCACGGGCGAAACAAAUCAAAAUCAUAAAUGCCGAACACUCAGUAGAACAAAUGAUUUAAUAAAUCAAUCCUUACAAUCGACGUCAAAACCUACUUUGCGUACUUCUAAAUCAUUUGAUGCAUCUGUCCGUCAUCGAUUAACUCCACCACAUACACCUCCAUCUACUCCAGAGAUGUUACCAAAAGGAAAACGACGAUUGCACGUUGUUUCAUUAAAUUUAUCUACAUCUGAAGAAAGUAAUGAUUCAUCUCGGCCAUCCAUUUUUUCUGGUUCAAGUCAUAUGAAACAACAGAAACAAAAUAAGAAAGAGACACUCAUUGUUCCAUCCCAUACUCCUCAACGAUCUCCAUAUGAUCAAACCUCUUCGCCGAUAGAUGAUCAACAAAGAUUGGAAUCACCUGCAUAUGACCAGGCUUAUUAUCAAUCACGGGAAAUCGUCAGACGACCGAAACAGUCGAUCAAUAUUGCGUACGUACCUUCAUUACCAUCUAACGACUUUAGUAGUAAAGAACUUGAGUCGACAAUUCAUAAUUGUCUGUACCGUGAUUACCAGCUACUAGUAAGCGAUAUAAAAUGCAGUUCACAAUUAGAUGUCGGUAUUGUAUAUCUACGAAACGAGAAAGACAAAUCUCAUUUAGUUAACACUAUCAAAAGCAUUAAUAUCAACUCAAAAUCAAAUGAAACGGUAUCAUUUGUAGCUGAAUUCGAGUUAGUCUCCUAUGUGGUUAUCGAGCCUAAGAAUACCAAAGAUCUUCCACUGGCCAAUGAUAUAUGUCAACAAUGGAUAAAAGUCUACAAUGGUAACCGACCAUUGAAAUGUGAAAAUUUAUGCGAUGAAUUUCGGAAUAUAUUUCGAGUAGUUACAAAUAUAUUUGAUGAACUUACCAAUACUAUACCAAUAACUGAAUUCUUAGUUGGAAAGCAAAAGGCUACUGUUUAUUUUCGAGCUGAUUGUUGUUUUUUCGAAACUUUACCGAGAACAUUUAAUGAAGAUAAUUUGAAAUAUGCUAUUGGUAAACAAAUUUCUGAAAAGAAUAUAUCAAAUGAAUCCAUUUAUAUUCGAUAUAACAAAACAGAAGCCAAUGCUGUUGUAUUAACAUGUAAUAAAGCUCGAAAAUGGGGAUUAUUUCGUUCAAUCAAUUUAGAUGGACAAUUUAUUAUGAAGAAAGAUAAAAUCAUUUAUCGUUUUAUAAUGCGAUCUAUACCCAAAAAUAUUUCGGUUUCAUAUAUCAAAAAUUCCGAGAUUUUUGCCGGCACCGUUAUAAAGGCGAUAUCGUGUGACAAUGAUAUCAUUCUGGAACUAUUGAGCAAGAAUGUCUAUGAAAAAUGUCUCAAACAAGGUGUUUUACGUAUCAAUGGUCAUACUAUAAAUAUCGAAACCUAUUCAUUGCCGAAUAAUUAUGAAGAUUUGGAAAUUGAUGCCGACAAUUGGUAUGAAACAGAAAUGUGUGCUUAUAAAUCUGAUAUUAUGCAGUUUAUUAUUCAGCCUGAACAUCCAAUUUUUCAAUUCAAAUGGAAUUCAAAAGCAUUUUUAGAACAAUUUCAUCGUUGGACUUUGAAAGAUACUAAUGAACGAGAUCAUCAUGAAACAAUAAGUAAUCAACAGCGUCAUUUAUUACGAAUGACAGUAAUGUUAAACACAAUUGGCAUUUUGAAAAAGGGAAGUUACUAUAUAGCUGACAAGGAAAUCAAAUUGAAAUCAGAUCAAUUGAAAACAAUUGUCUACAAUCAUCAGUCGAAACUGCAACAUGGUAAGACAAUAAAAUUGUCAGCUGCAAUCAACUAUCCAUAUAAAACUACAUUAGUCAAUGUAAUAAAUGAAGAUUGUCUCAUUGUUUACGAUUACUUAGUCUCUCAGGGAUGUCGUCCAUUGCUUCUCAAUAUGGCGAAUGCAUAUUCACCAGGUGGUGGUUAUCGUAAAGGUGACGGUGCACAAGAAGAGAAUCUUUUUCGUCGUUCUGAUUACUUUCGAAGUCUCGAUAUGGAUCUUGACGAUAGAAAACCAACAGAUCGUUUUUACUGUACAUCAAAUGGUGAAUUAAAAUCGUUAACCGAACGUAAUCGAAUGUAUCCAAUGGAUGAAUUUGGAGCGAUCUAUACAUCAGGAUUGACAUUUUUUCGUCAUUCUGAAAAUGUUGGCUAUGAUUUCAUGGAUAAACCUAUGUUCAAUGUAUGUGCUAUAGCCAUAGCUGCUUAUCGAAAUCCAAAACUAAAUGAUAAUAAUAAAAAUCUUCUCAGCUCAAAAUAUUCGAUUCGUAUGCGCAAGAAAAUUGAAAAUAUUUUUGCUAUUGCUCAUCAUCAUAAGCAUGAUUGUCUUGUUCUUUCUGCAUUUGGUUGUGGUGCUUUUCGAAAUCCACCAGAACAUGUUGCAAUAAUAUUUAAAUCAGUUAUCGAACAAUAUGCAGGAUUUUUCAAGAGAAUUUGCUUUGCUAUUAUUGAUGAUCAUAAUACUGGUCAUGAAUUUAACCCUCAUGGAAAUUAUCAACCUUUUCGAGAAGUACUCGAUAACUUGGAAAUCAAACCCACACGACAGAAAAUGAUCGAUAUGAUGAUUGGACCUUGGCGAAUUUUGAAUGAAACAAACAAUGAUGAAAUAACCUUAAGUAGUGUUCGAAUUCAUGAUUUACCUUUGUGCCGUUAUGGAGGUAGAUGUAGAGACUUAGAAAACAAGCAACAUUGUCGUGAAUAUUUGCAUCCACCACUAUGUCCGUACGCUAAUAGUUCGAAAUAUUGUGAAUUGAAAGACAAUAAUGAUCAUAUGCUUUGGUUCAAACAUCAAAGAAAAUCUUCACAUGAUGCUAAACGUGAACUGAUCGACACUCCAAUGAAUAAUAUGGACAUUGAAUACGAUGUUAAUAAUAAAAAACGCAUAACAGAAGAAAAUCGUUCGUUUCUGCAAACUUGUCCAUUUACGCCAUAUCAUUGUCGAUAUCAUACUUUACUAUCGGAAUCAACAAAUAUUCAAACGCUAGCACUCGAUGUUCGAAAUCAUUGUCGUGAGUUUUUACAUGUGUGUCGAUUCGGUCGUCAAUGUCGUGAAACAUCAAGUUUACAUUUGGAAAAAACCAUUCAUAUUGCACGCAACAUGUGUCCAUACGGAGAUAAAUGUUUCAAACUGUGUCAAGAAGAUCAUUUGAAUUCAUUUUCACAUUUAGGCAUCCCUGAUAUUCGUCAUCUAUGUAUGUCUCCAGCCUAUGAGUGUCGAGAUCUACAAAAGCGCGAACAUAUUAUCCGAUAUCGACACAAUGGAAAUUACGAUCGUAGUGGUGUCAUUCAAUAUUGUAGAUUAAAUAAACAUAUAGAUUUUCUUCGAAAUCAACAAAUACUGAUUGAAAUAAUUACUGAGUAUACUAAAAAUUUGCAAUCGAAAGUUUCACUAUCAAUUUCAAAUUCAAUUCAAAGAUAUAUUAAAGGAUUACUACCAGUUUAUCAAUGUUCAAAAGUAAUUUUUGAAUUAAUACUUGUUCAUGGUCAUGUUAUGUCUCACAAACGUAUAGAUGAGCUGAAAAUACCGAAAUACUUAAUCCAAAGUAUUCAACGAAACAAAAAAAUUGAAUCGAUAAUCACACAAUAUAAUAACCCAACACUUAAAGAUCGUAUAAAAGAUUAUAUUAACGCUAUUGUCUCUAAUGAAUAUAGUAAACGAGAUCAUCAAACUAAAUCUAGGAUGACUAAUACAAGAACGACUUCUUCUCACUUAUCAACAGUAGAAAGACCUGAUGAUGAUUUUAACAAUACUAUCCGUAACGAAGAAAAUUUUUUGAAAGGUAUACUAAGUCUAACAGACAUCGAUAUCAUUCGUCGAUGUGUCAUGGAAAUUAUUGAAGCAUCAUCGAAUCUUGAAAUUAAUUCCACUAGUAGUCGAAAAACAUCUGAAGAAUUAUCCGAUGUUGACGAACAUAUUGAUACUAUUCUUGGUCCACGACUUCAUCCUGAUGGUGGAAAUAUUGUUCUUAUAUUCAAAAGGCAAGUAAUGCUUCAUCCAGAUGCAAAUUUUUCCAUUCAAUCAAAAGCUUCAUUUUUAAAUGGAACUACAUUCAUUCAUCGACCAUGGAUCAAAGAUUCGAGUACACGCGAAGAGCGAUUCAAGCAAUUUCAGAAAUCAAAAUUACAUUGUUCAAUAUUGGGAUAUGAGCAUUCAGCUGCAGCUGAACUUAUAGCUGCAACAGGUUUGAACAAGAAAACAAUGGAUGUCGAUUUAAAAGCAAUUAUAAAACAUUUGACAAGUAUUGAUUCAGAUCAAUUAUUCGAAGGUCAUUUACCUGAUUUUAUUCCUCUGAAUUACAUAGCAGAAGUUUACAUACCGAAAAAUCUCUUUGCAUCUCUUACACCAACAGCUCAAACGGCAGCCAAAUCGAUUUUUCGUGAUUCAUUGCGUAUAACAAAUCAUGAAAUCAAUCUCAAUCCUACAGCUAGUAGAGAAUCACGUGUGUUGCAGAAAAAUCGUACUGAAUAUCAACAGCAUGUUAUUGAUAAAUUGGUUGAAAAGUUCGACCAAAACAUUAAUUGUGUACAACAAUUACGCGGGAUUGCUAUUACUUUACCGUCGAGUCGUUUCGUCGAACAUGUCGCAUUACCUUUCACAAUAGCGCAAAUUUAUGAUCAAUAUCGUCGAAAUAGAAAACAAGAUUCAAUUUCCGAUGAAAUCUACGUUUAUUUUCAAGCGAUGUAUGGUGAUGUAAUGAUCACAUUAUCGAAAGAACGAAUUGAUGGCGUUGAAAAUCGACGAGCUGUACAAUGUCUUGUGUGUUAUAUUGCUGAAACACCAUCGACUACACCAAGUGAUUAUAAAGAAUCCUAUUCAUAUUUGAAUUAUGGUGACCCAUUUCAACAUGCAUCUAUUAUGGAUAGCCAUGCGUUUUUAGCACAUUCAAAUACAUUCCAUCGUGGUUGUAAUGUAGAUGAUUUUCUUAAUUAUUGUUUAAAACUCGAGAAAAACACUGGUCAAGUGACACUUUCACAUGUUGGACCGAAUAGUAUCUACAAUUAUGACACAAUUUCCUACAGAUUUAAGAAAUCUAACCUUGAUUUGAAUGAUUUAAAUUAUAUUCAUAUCAGUGCUGGUUUACGACAAGUACCUAUUCGAAAUAUGAUGGUUUGCUUUCAUCAAGUGCCCGAGUUACAUCCUACAUUUGAAAAAAAUUUUAAACGAAAUAGCACUUCUCUUAGUCAACAAAAUCCUCAUAGUUCUGAUCGUUGUCAAUCUGCAGCAGCUGCAAAAUCGACAGACGAUAAAUCACAAUCGACUUUCUCGAAAUCUAAUAAGUUGAUCCGUAGUCCAUCUAGUUUUGAUAUUGAUAAAGAAAAACUAAGACCAUGUCGUGAUUCAAUUAAUUGUCUUCAACAAACAUUAGACGAUCACUGUAAGCGAUAUUCUCAUCCCUGUCGAUUUUCUGAACUUUGUCGUAAUCAAGACAAAGAACCAUAUUUGACACAUGAGCCACAUCCAGUAGAAAAAUGUUUACAUGAUACAUUCUGUAAGCGUCUUGAUGACCCUUUCCAUCGAGCGACAUAUCGGCAUACGAAUCUUCCUGAUUUUCUUAUUCCAUGUCGAGAUCAACGAACUUGUCAAAUUCGAUCAACAGAGCAUCGAAUAAAAUAUUCGCACGGUGAAAAUGUCGAACGAAUAUCAACAGUAGCAACAAUCGAUAAACCACGAAUGCUUUCUCAAGCCUCAUCAGUAUCAUCUGAAAGUUAUGCUGAAAAGCAACAUAAUCGUCAUGAAAAUCGUGAUGAGCAAAUACCUUGUCGAUACGGAUCAAAAUGUCGCGACCAAAAUAAUUCUGGACAUUGUUCUCGGUAUUCUCAUCCAUCCGAACUUGGACUAAAAUCUUCAUUUAAUCAAGAUCGUUCGCGAAUACCGUGUUCUUUUGGUUCUGCUUGCUAUAAUACUAGUGAUGCUGAUCACUGCUCAAAGUAUUCGCACUCCAGCGUGCAAGGAUAUCAACCUGAAGCUAUUGGCAAUCAUCAAAGAAUACAAUGUCCUUCUGGUAUCAAAUGUCGAAAUAAUGAUGCUCUUCAUCUAUCCAAAUACUCACAUUCAUUCAAAUAA